Molecule: messenger RNA, 595 nt
Organism: Mizuhopecten yessoensis (Yesso scallop)
Lineage: Eukaryota; Metazoa; Mollusca; Bivalvia; Pectinida; Pectinidae
Product: fatty acid-binding protein, brain-like
Exons: 4
Coding region: 120-512 (130 amino acids)
Biological process (GO): fatty acid transport
Cellular component (GO): cytosol; nucleus
Molecular function (GO): fatty acid binding
Source: RefSeq, a predicted model, not a curated record
GGUAGUUUCCGCCAAUCUCAAUCAUAUGACCUUCGGAGCAAUCUAGCCUUACUCACUCUCGUGAAGUUGGCCAUCGUUAGUAGUCUCAUCCCUAUAGUGGUUAUUUCACUUCUGUCAGAAUGUCUCUUGUAGGAAAAUGGGAAUUUGUGUCCGCCGACAACUUGGAUCAAUACAUGGAGAGCACGGGUGUCCCGGAAGCUCUGCGUGAGGUAGCUCGGAACAGCAAACCUUCCAUGGAUAUUGUUCAGUCUGGGGACAGCUGGUCCAUCAAGACAACCGUCGGUGAAACGGUCAAGGACACGACCUUCAAGAUCGGAGAAGAGUUCGAAUCAAAGUCCCUAACUGGUCAAAAUCUCAAGUGCAUUGUAACUAUGGAGGGUGAUAAAAUGACAGAGGUGCAGACGGCCGGAGAUGUGAAGGUCGUCAUCACGAGAGAAGUGGCGGGAAACGAGCUAGUCUCGAAAAUGGCGUUUGGUUCUGUGGUAGCUGUGGUGAAGUUCGCGAAGGCGUAGGGACCAGGGCAAUGUUUUACAGGUGUAACGGCAUAUAGCAUAAUCAUUCAAUGUUUCCAAUAAAUCAUUAGAUAUUGUUAUCG